UUUUGAAUGCAAUUAUUGAUAGUAAAUAUUAUACAUCAAAUCCUGACGAAGCAUGCAUAUUUGUGCCUUCAAUUGAUAUGUUUCAUCCAUAUGGAGGACAUGUAUAUGUAUCACAUAUUAUAAAAGUACUUAAAUUAAUAUACUUGAUUGUAUCGACUCAAAUUAAUAUUAAUCCGCAUCUUGAUAACGAAUUAUUAGAAAUAAAUCAUCUAUUUCCGAAUGAAUUAUUAAUAUUACAAUCAUGUUCACAUUUCAAUAUGACGGACACAUUUUUCCGAUGUACAAAUCGUAGAAGUUUUAAAUAUCCUGAAAUUUUACAAACAGCUACAUUUUGUUUAGUUGUACGUGGUGAAAAAUUAGGACUGUCAGUGCUUUUAGAAUCAUUGGCAACUUGUUGUAUUCCUGUGAUAAUAUUUGAUUCUUUGGUGAUGCCAUUUGAUGAAGUAAUUGAUUGGUCAAGAGCUGCAGUAUUUAUUCGAGAAAUUGAUAUACAAUUAUCAGUAGAAAUUUUAAAAAAAUACUCGUUACAAAGAAUUAAAGAAUUGCAAAAUCAUGGCUCAUGGUUGUAUAAUAAAUAUUUUCAAUCGAUACAAUUAAUUACAGAGACUACAUUGGAUAUAAUUACAGAUAGAAUAUUUCCUAGUUCAGCAAAAAAUUAUUAUUUCUGGAAUGAACCUCGAAUUUUGGAAAUAAUAUCUCCUGUAUUUGUACCUGUAACAAUUCCAAAAAAUGAUGGAUUUACAGCAGUUAUUUUAACAUACGAUAGAAUUGAUUUAUUAUUUUUAUUAAUUCAUAGACUUUCAAAAGUUCCAAGUCUCAAUAAAGUUUUGAUUGUAUGGAAUAAUGAAAAAAAAAAACCACCGCAAAUUUCAAAAUGGCCAAAAAUUUAUAAACGUAUAAAAAUUAUACAAACAAAAAAAAAUAUACUGUCUAAUAGAUUUUAUCCCUUUGAUGAAAUAGAAACUGAAGCUGUUUUAUCAAUUGAUGAUGACAUAAUUAUGCUAACUGAAGAUGAAAUUGAAUUUGCUUUUGAGGUUUGGCGAGAAUUUCCUGACAGAAUAGUUGGAUUCCCAUCACGGACACAUACUUGGGAUAAUAAAACAGCUUGUUGGAAAUAUGAAAGCGAAUGGACAAAUCGUAUAUCUAUGGUUCUUACUGGAGCUGCAUUUUACCAUAAGUAUUGGAAUUAUAUUUAUACUACCAAAUUACCAGAAGUUAUUAAAGAGUGGGUAGAUAAACAUAUGAAUUGUGAAGAUAUCGCUAUGAAUUUUUUAAUUAGUAAUAUAACGAGGAAAGCUCCUAUUAAAGUUUCGGCUAAAAAAAAAUUUCGCUGUCCAGAGUGUGUAAAUACUGAAAUGUUGUCUGCAGAUCUAACGCACAUGGUAGAAAGAACGCAAUGCAUAAAUCAGUUUAUUAAAAUUUUUGGAUAUAUGCCGUUAAUAUCUGUAGAAUUCCGUGCUGAUCCUGUGCUAUUUAAAGAUAAUUUUCCAGAUAAAUUGAAACGUUUUAAUAAUAUUGGUAGCUUAUGAUUGAGUUACCUUAACAAUACACUAAGUUGAAUAUGUAUAUA
Ceratosolen solmsi marchali is the source of this 1570-nucleotide messenger RNA. It is a transcript of the gene sotv, whose product is annotated as exostosin glycosyltransferase sotv. Bases 78 to 1529 code for a protein of 483 amino acids. NCBI's taxonomy places the organism in Eukaryota, Metazoa, Arthropoda, Insecta, Hymenoptera, Agaonidae. Gene Ontology annotation, molecular function: glycosyltransferase activity. The record is from RefSeq and is a predicted model, not a curated record. Gene Ontology annotation, cellular component: membrane. The transcript is spliced from 9 exons.